AUGGGUUACCUUUACUACCUCCUACACCCUUACCAGCUCCGAUCCAUUAUUCAAUGGAAGGUCUGGCAUGAUCCCGUCCACGAGCGCGAUCCCAGCACAGAGUCACCAGAGCUGCAAGAAUGCUUCCGUUACCUCAACCUGACAAGUCGAAGUUUUGCGGCUGUCAUUCAAGAGCUUAACCACGAACUCCUCGUCCCCAUCACCCUCUUCUACCUCUGCCUCCGUGGUCUGGACACCAUCGAGGAUGAUAUGACCCUACCCCUGAGCAAGAAGGUUCCCCUUCUGCGAAACUUCCAUAUCACCAUGGAAGAGGACGGUUGGCAAUUCCACGAGAGUCAAGAGAAGGACAAGGAGUUGUUGGAACACUUUGAUGUUGUUAUUACCGAGCUCAAGAAGAUCAAGGCCCCCUAUCAUGAGAUCAUCAAGGAUAUGACUCGCAAGAUGGGCAACGGUAUGGCUGACUACGCUGAGAACGAGGAGAUGAUUAAGAACGGUGUGCAAACGAUCGAGGAGUACGAAUUGUACUGCCAUUACGUUGCCGGACUUGUCGGUGAAGGUCUAACACGCCUUUUCGUCGAGUCGGAGCUUGCUAACCCCAAGCUUGCCGAGCGACCUUCUCUCACCGAGUCGAUGGGUCAAUUCCUCCAGAAGACGAACAUCAUCCGAGACAUUCACGAGGAUUGGCAAGAUGGUCGAAGAUGGUACCCCAAGGAGAUCUGGAGCCAGCACGUGGAUAAGUGGGAAGAUUUAUUCGAUCCCAAGCAAGAAACCAAGGCUCUUGAGUGUGUUUCCCACAUGGUGCUCGACGCUCUGAAGCACAGUGAAGAGUGUCUCUUCUACAUGGCUGGCAUUAAGGACCAAAGUGUUUUCAACUUCGUCGCUAUUCCUCAGGGCAUGGCUAUCGCGACACUUGAACUUGUCUUCCGCAACCCUGAUGUGCUCAAGAGAAACGUUAAGAUCACAAAGGGUGACGCCUGCAAGAUCAUGUUCGAGUGCACACAAAACCUCUACACCGUUUGCGAGGUCUUCAAGCGAUAUGCUCGAAUAAUCGCCAAGAAGAACGACCCCCGCGACCCCAACUUCCUUGCCAUCAGUGCUCAAUGUGCAAAGAUCGAGCAAUUCAUUGAGACUCUUUUCCCCAAACAAGAUCCCAAGAAGCUUACUCUUGUGCAAAACCAAGCGCAAAACAAGGAGCCCACUAUGGAUGCUGGCGAGGCAGUUGUUCUCUUCGGUGUUGUCAUGGCAGCUCUGGUCUGCAUUGCGGGUAUCAUGCUUGGUACCGCUUGGUUCUUUGGAGCCAGGUUCGAUCAUAUCUUUAAGGAAGCCAGCGUCUUCCUACCGGGUGGCGAGAAGGCCACUCCCAUCAUCACGGGUCACGAAGAAUUGUAG
Fusarium coffeatum is the source of this 1389-nucleotide messenger RNA. RefSeq lists its product as uncharacterized. Lineage: Eukaryota; Fungi; Ascomycota; Sordariomycetes; Hypocreales; Nectriaceae. Gene Ontology annotation, molecular function: squalene synthase [NAD(P)H] activity. The transcript is spliced from 4 exons. Gene Ontology annotation, biological process: ergosterol biosynthetic process; farnesyl diphosphate metabolic process. Bases 1 to 1389 code for a protein of 462 amino acids. Gene Ontology annotation, cellular component: endoplasmic reticulum membrane. The record is from RefSeq and is a predicted model, not a curated record.